Molecule: messenger RNA, 1431 nt
Organism: Cladophialophora carrionii CBS 160.54
Lineage: Eukaryota; Fungi; Ascomycota; Eurotiomycetes; Chaetothyriales; Herpotrichiellaceae
Exons: 3
Coding region: 1-1431 (476 amino acids)
Source: RefSeq, a predicted model, not a curated record
AUGCCUAUUGAGACUCUAUCAAUCACCACGGCUUGCGUCAGCCUAACUGAAAAUGUGGACGCAUUGACCGCCCGCAUACAAUCGUUCGUUUCUCGUACGUGUGAUUCGUACCGCGGCCUGGACGCUGUGUCGGAAGAGCUCUUCUCGCUUGGUCUUUGCCUCGAAUAUCUGAAGAGCCAUUCAGGCAAGUACAACUGGGUCCAACCCAUCCUAGCUAGUACCGGCGAAGUUGUCGCAGCUGUGGGCGAAACUUUGAUCAAGUUGGAUUCUUCCGAUAAAUCUGGUGGCACAAUAACCUGGGCUGAAAAUGGCGCCAAUGAUUUGAACAAAUUGAGCCUCCGGCUGCAAUCUCACAAAGCUUCGCUAGAGAUCGCUCUCACACUGUUGACCUUACUUCGCAACGCCGUCGUCGACGACGACACAUCGAGCAUUCGCGGCGAUGUCAUAGCCGCGGCUUUCACUGUUGACGAAAUAACCGCCGCUUUGUCGGCAACCCCGGACAAUUUUGCAUUGCAGUCGCGAGUACGAUCUACUUUGCAUCAGAAGAGCCAGGCGGCGGGGGCGCCAGAAGAGCUCAUUCAGAUCAACACGGCCCAGAUAUUCGAAUUUAGAAACAACGACGGGCAUCCUGGCAGCACUGAUACUUCAGGUACAACACCGGACUUUGAAACCUUACAUGGGGUGGUACUUCCCGACUUCAGGAGCAAGACGGCCCCGGAAGACCCCGGCUACAGGCUCCCUCAAGGAAGCAUGAGUGAGCUUUCACGUGGAGACAUCCAUCAGCUCCCUCAAGACGACGCUGGCCCCCCAAAUACUGUUGCCAUAGAAAUGAACAGUCCGAGGGAAAGUGAAGAACAUGUCGAAUCCGAUUUUGAGGAUUCAGAGGACAGUCUCCCCGAAGUUUUUGGACUGAUUGCCGCCGAGCAGGAGGUGAGCGAAGGACACGGCCUUGGCUGCUUUUGCCCGUCGACAUCCCGGAACACCGGUCAGAAUAUCAGCGCCUGGGUUGAUUUCAUGAAACUCGGGUUUGAAAUGGGCGUCGGCAGAGCUCCAAGGGACAGCAGCUCCCUAGGGGAAAGGGAUAUUGGGUGGAGCAACGGCACCUACGAGCGUGAGGCGAAGCAUCAACAAGAUACUCCCCCAAGCAGUCCGACAAGGCCAAAGAUUCCACCACUUGCUCCUGCGCUAGACGUGGUGACACCUUCUCGGGCACGACCUGGACCGUUGGCGGAAGGGAGAGCACAUACUGAGAGCGUCUUUUCAAAGCAGGUUGGGCCCUUCUUCAGGGCUCCAAACCCGCAGUUGUCACCUCCUCCCUCCCCAAGUUCUGAAAGGCACGCGUCAAUCAAGACAAGCGCCAUCACCGGAAGCGAAGGGCCUAGAUCGCACGUCAUGAGAGCGGUCGAGGAGAUUGAGCAGAGGAAGAGGUAA